Rangifer tarandus platyrhynchus (Svalbard reindeer) is the source of this 300-nucleotide messenger RNA. Lineage: Eukaryota; Metazoa; Chordata; Mammalia; Artiodactyla; Cervidae. The record is from the annotation of a GenBank genome assembly.
AUGCAGACACACAUUCAGUGCCCUCCCCCACAUCUGCAUAAACAAUCCUAUCCCGCCUUCAAAGCCCAUGUGAAAUUGCACUUUCCCCAACCCCCAACACCCAGCUCCCAGAGCGCUCUCUCUCCUGUGAACUUGAACAGCAGUUAUUGCCUGCACUAUUCAUUUUAUUCUGAAUCACUUACUGCCUUCCAUUGUUCUCUCAUUGUUAGUUCUGUCUCCCACACUCAGAUCUUUGACAGCAGGGAUGGGUCUUCAUCUUUUCUAAACCCUCCUCAGCACCUAGCAGCGUGGCAAACAUAG